AUGGCUGGAACUGUAGUACGCGACAGAACCCUCAAUGAACUUUGCUUGGUUAACGACGACGACGAUUCCGAACACAGUGCUGAGGAAGAAGCAUGUACUGAUUUGAGAGUUGAGAAUAGCCUACAAUCAGCUACCUUAACAAUAUGGUUAUUUAGAAGAGGGGACAUGUACGGCAAUGUGGCGUGUUACUGUCAAGGAUGCAAUCACCACAUGGCUUCUAGGCACAUAGAGGUUCUGUUGCAGCUACCUGGAUCUAUUCUCGGCCAUGCUCCUACUCUGGUGUUAUUUGAUGUCGAAAGCCCUCUGAAGAUUGCUGCUCAUAAGCUGUUCGACGGUGACGACAUCUACAAAAUUCGAAAUGCUCUAACAACGCUUCUGAUUGCGCCUAUGGCGCUCUCGGGAAGUAAUAUCCAAUACAUCUUCGGCUUGCCUCGUGGCAUACUGAUGGAUCAAUCCACUUUUACGCCGCAUACGUUUCUGGUAAAUUAUACGUCUGGAAAGCACCUGCUCACUGUGUUCCUCGGUUUCUUUCCUCGGGUUGGAUUUCAGUUAGAGGUUACCUGUAGCUCAGGCGAUUCCACUUUGCCGCCUCAGUUCGAGUACUUUUUGAGGUUGACAUCUAUUGUCAAUUUUCGCAGCGCUUAUGCGAAGGUGUUGAAUGAGCCGACCACUUUACUGGUCGGUGUCAUCAAGAAUGGGACGUUACCAAUGUCAGAGUAUGACCAGUCUGUAAUGAGACUAUUCUAA
This is a messenger RNA of Angiostrongylus costaricensis, 747 nucleotides long. The record is from the annotation of a GenBank genome assembly. NCBI's taxonomy places the organism in Eukaryota, Metazoa, Nematoda, Chromadorea, Rhabditida, Metastrongylidae.